Messenger RNA from Microdochium trichocladiopsis, 2196 nucleotides. Its product is annotated as RNA dependent RNA polymerase-domain-containing protein. Gene Ontology annotation, molecular function: RNA-directed RNA polymerase activity. The transcript has 2 exons. The record is from RefSeq and is a predicted model, not a curated record. Gene Ontology annotation, cellular component: nuclear RNA-directed RNA polymerase complex. Lineage: Eukaryota; Fungi; Ascomycota; Sordariomycetes; Xylariales; Microdochiaceae. Gene Ontology annotation, biological process: siRNA processing. The annotation marks the transcript as partial.
GAUACAUCAAACGCCCUGAUGAUUCUUCGAUGAUGGUAAAACACGUCGCAAAGUCAUCCGCAACCACCAUCCACAAUCUCUAUGAAAGCACCCGUCAAGAUGCCAAAGCUUGGCUCAUUGGAGUUCGCGCUGAAGGACUCGCUCAGUCUCGACGACCGCGAAUGGAUGUUCGAGAAGCUCAACGAAGAAAAGCUGGUCAAGUCCAUCGCUCUGGUCACGAGAGAGACCAACCAAAGAAUGGUACUCCGUUUUGCCACACAAGAAGCUACUCGCGCCACGGGUGUUCACCCAUUGGACAAGUUCAUCAUGUUAUCCGUGGCCGACUUUCGUCCUCCUCCGGGACUGAAGAGCCAACUCACUGGCACUCGUCCGUCAACAUUCCGGGAGCACACCGAUUAUGUGGUUCGCUUGCUACGGGCUGGUGUCACGCUGCAAGGAGAAUCAUACCAUUUCUAUGGGCACAGCAAUAGUCAGCUGAAAUCCAGGACCUGCUUCAUGUUCGCAGCGUCCAAAGACGACAUCAGUAAGAUGGUCGAAUCGCUCGGGGACUUUACCAAGAUGAAGACGGUCGCCAAGAAGGCCAAACGAAUCGGCCUCCUGUUCUCCGCUGCACAGGCUGUUCUCCAGGUCGACGAGGGGCGGUGCGAGGACAUUCCCGACAUUGAAGCCAACGGCUAUACUUUCACGGAUGGAUGUGGCUUGAUGUCUCCUUGUUUUGCAAAGGACGUGUCCCGUCGAAUGCAACUCACCUUUCGCGCAAAGCGUUAUUCACCUUCGGUUUUCCAAAUUCGUUAUCGUGGGUAUAAGGGUGUUGUCACAACAGACCCAACGAUGCGGAGCCGAGCAACUUGGCUUCGAAUGCGCAAGUCGAUGAAGAAGUUCAGCGGCGGCAAGGACCAUUCAUUCUCUGUUGUCGAAUACUCGAAACCAUACGUCUUUGGCCACCUGAACGACGAAGUUGUGGUCCUACUUCACGCUCUCGGGGUCAGUCGGGAUGUUCUGCUUCGCAAACAACAAGAUCAUCUCAACUUCCUGGACGAGGCGAAUAGAGAUGCGCGACAGGCAUUUCGUUUUCUCUGCUACGUUGCGCGGCCCGACCUGGCCGAAAAGUUGCUGGUGACCUCGUUCGAAGCGAUGCGAUCGCAAAUCCAAGGUCUGAUUCAGUCAGAGUAUGGCAAGAUGCUCAACAAGCGUGGCGAGCAGCGCUGCCGAAUUCUUGUCCCUCAGUCGCGUCUCCUCUUCGGCGUUUGUGAUGCCUGGGGUGUGCUGAGAGAGGGCGAGUGUGCCGUCAAGAUCACCAAAGAUGGCGACGGUCUUCCCUACGCACUGAAGAACAUGGAAAUUCUUGUCACGCGCAAUCCUUGUCUCCACCCUGGCGACUUGCAAAAGUUCAAGGUGGUUGAGCACACCGCCCUCUCUCAUCUUGUGGAUUGUAUCGUCUUUCCUGUCCAAGGAAGACGUCCUUCAGCCGACAUGAUGUCUGGCGGUGAUCUCGAUGGCGACACAUUCUUCGUGUGUUGGGACAGCGAUCUAGUGCCAACCACUCUGUCUCAACCAGCCGAGUAUCCUGGUGCGAAAGAACCAAUCAAGUUCAAGCCCAUCACCGACGAUGACAGACUGCUCUAUUUCGCCAAGUACUCGAAUGCGUCGUUGGGAAGAGUCAAGAAUCUCUAUCUGGAUUGGGCCAAAGUGAAAGGACCCAUGGCACCCGAGUGCCAGGAGCUCAAUCGGUUAUUCUCACAAUGCGUUGAUGGGAACAUGAUCAAGGUCCCACCACGACUCGAAGCGACACCUCUAGCAACUCCAGAAACCAAAAAGUUCAUUCUGGAUGAGCUACACGAAGCAGCGACCAGCAGCAUCUCACUCCCCAGGAUGAAGUCGGUGAAUCUGGAUGGCGUAGCUCUGGACACUCUGGAGCUCUUACUCUGUCGCGAUGACCUAGCCACCACCGAGUUUGAGCUUCUUGAAAUGACUGCGCGGUGGUGUCGCAGAAAUGGAUCACAUCUGGCUGACUUCUUGCCUUACUUCGACAUGAACUCUCUAUCGACUGAGCAGAAGCACUGGAUCCUCUCUGCAGUGCCACAACUUCAGUGGCUGCCUAGCAUCGUUCUCAAUGGUCUAUGCUCAUCCAAUAUAUUAUCGCAGGGCGAGUUGACGUUCCACAAGCUCGACUAUCACCAGCUCGGGUGGAAGAAG